CGAAAAUGUUUCUUCUUUGCCCAAAAAUUAUCUGCGCUCAGUUGAUCAUUUAGUUGAAGGAUACCUUCUGAUCUCAUCAGCCAUGGACAUCGUUCUGGGCAAGAUCACACAGCAUGCCAUGAACUAUGCUAUCCGUGCUGGCAUUGGAAUUACUGCUUCUUAUACUAUCAAGCAAACCUCGCGACUACUGAGGACCGUGGAUGACAAUGCGGAUUAUCAAGAGCUUCGAGAUUUACAGGAAAUCUUAAAUAGCAACAUAAAGAUUCUAUCACCUGCAAUCGAUAUGGUGGAAAUCAUAUCUGCGAGGGGUAACAGCAGUCUGGAAUCAGCAGUAUCGAUGACCAGAUCUCUCAGGUGGGAAAUUCAAUCCCUCGGCAUCCGUCUAGCCAAGGCUGCUGAAGCAGAAGAGGCUUCGAGAAAAAGGAAAACAAGAGCAAUAUCAAAAGCGGUCCAUCAUGCUGAGAUCCGACUGAUCAUGCAAGACAUCAAGAAACUUCUCGCAAGAAUCGAGAAGGAAGUUCCUCUUAUCAAUCUCGCGAUCACCGCCUCUGGAGCAAAAAUCUCGACGACCAUGCCUGCCACAGUUUCUCCGUCACGCAUGAUGCAAGCCGGUACAUAUAUCAGCGAAAACAACUUAGCCUACUUUAGGAACCCAGACACAGCUGUCCAGGCAGGACCAACUUUUACACUCUCUCUGUACAUGUUGUUUGCGGGCCACUCAAAUCGUGUUCAUGAAGAUGCAGAAAACAUGAGAGAGAUGACUUGGAAAGAAGUGAUUCAUAAAGCUAGAGUCAAGCUUAUGCGCAUUCCCAUGUACUCCACUCAAGACCAAUCUUCGACCCAGAUUCUUCCGUCAAUUGAGCAAAACGAAGACUUCAUUAGAGGGAAUGGAAAACACAACGAGUACGCAUACCAUCUCGAGGUAGUGGAGGAUCUGGACGACGAUCGAGUGCACUCGUUUGGAGAGGACGAAGCUCAACCAGGACCAUAUGGAGAUGUCAAGCUCGCUGGUAUUAGAGAUUUCAUACCUAUACACCAGAUAUCAAAGAUCUUCUAUGCAGAUACCGGCAAGAUUUUGGGUAUCGGAGAUGAAGGUCAGGCAAAUAGUCCAGUCCUUCUGCUGAAGCGAGACAUCAAUGCCUUGCCACCCCGCAAGAUGAUGCAACAGAGCGAGUUAGGCUUGGAUUUGUAUGAACAAGAAGAAGAGGAUCAGGAUUUUGAAAAGCAGACGGAAGUGGAGAGCGAAAAUGACUCUCAAGAUGAUAUUGACGAGCAAAUUCGUAGAGAAAGCGCUGUCUGUUUACCCCUAGAGACAUCUACAGACCUAGCGGCCGAUGAGAAUCAUUGGCGCCUGCCCGCGGAUCUGGACCCAGAAUGGUUGGCUCUCGAGGUAUAUGUAGAACCCGAAGAGUCUGAUUCCGAGGACGAGCAGGAUGAGCAGGACAAUAUCAACGACGAUUCAGCCUACAUUUCACAUCGCCCAAGCUCAUCUGGCGAAGAGCCAAAUGGAGAGGCUCUAGCCAAUGGUCUCGCACACCUACAUCUCGAUCAAGAGUCACCACACAACCAAUCUCCUGCUCGUCGAACCAGAAGCCCAUCCCACAACUUAGACUCUUUCCAGCCCAGUGACGAGUCUCCAUACGGCCCUAUUAUCUCCUCACUUUCUCUCCUCGAAAUGCUAAUCCGUCUAGCGUCCCUCCAACAAUUCACACAAGCUCCACACCUCUGCGCCAGAGAUGAGAUUCUAACCUUCUUCCUCGAAGACUCUUCCACUACCGGAGCAGGCAAAGACGGCGAAGAGCGUCGACGCACCCGUCGCGCAGCAAGACAAAAAGUCGGUUUUGAUCCCUACGACGAAAGUCCCGUCAAGCGCCACGGAGAAGAUUACCAGUACCAGAACCAAGGCUCUCGUGGUAACACGCCUUAUGAUGAAUAUGACCAUCGAAGUGAUUACCCUAUGAAUAGUCCGAGAUGGGACAGAGAGCCUAGUAUGCUGAGUCAAAGGACUCCCGAACCUUGGAUGCGUAUGAGGGAUAGGAAUGGAUCAGGAUCUAGGUCGAGGAGGGGUACACCAGAAAUUAUGUCUUCGCCGAUCAGUCCUUAUAGACCACAGCAGAGGAAGGCUGUCAGACCGUUGAAUAGGGUGCAGGCCGAGCGGGGUGUGGGAAAGGGUAGUCCGUUGGGGAGGGGAAUGAGUGUCGAGACUGACUCGACGCUCGGAACGAGUCCGGGAAGUCCUACUUUGGUGGAUAGAGAUGGGAAGCUUUGAGAGAGAGAAGAGAUGAAUGCUUGCUACCGCGAAGAUUGCGAAUUGCUUAGUGAUUUUCUAUAGAGAAUGAUACCCUUGAU
Messenger RNA from Mollisia scopiformis, 2349 nucleotides. RefSeq names its product Ran-binding-domain-containing protein. The transcript has 6 exons. Bases 83 to 2269 code for a protein of 728 amino acids. The record is from RefSeq and is a predicted model, not a curated record. NCBI's taxonomy places the organism in Eukaryota, Fungi, Ascomycota, Leotiomycetes, Helotiales, Mollisiaceae. Gene Ontology annotation, molecular function: GTPase regulator activity. Gene Ontology annotation, cellular component: nucleus; cytoplasm.